CGUUGACGAGGUUGUUUAACGGAACUUUUAAGCCUCAUGCAUAUCAGCGUCUUGCCUUUGGGAUCACAUCAAUCUACUCUGACAUGACUGACAGAUAUUAUACUAAAGUAUCGGGCACUGGAGAGUACAGUAGCACAAGCACCGCAUCUGACGAGCAUGGCCAUGAAGCUAGUCGACGUCACCCACGGCAGAGCCGGAAAGGACGAUCGCACGAGCGGCAUUCGGCUACACCUACAACGAGAGAGCUAAAGGAUGACAUUUGCACGCCACAGCGGGACGCCGGUCCACAUCGCCGUCGAUACUCACAGUCUUCGUCCUCUGAAAGUUCAAGAUCCCCCGCUUGGGACGCUCGACGACAAGAGUAUGUUUCCAAACAGUCGCGAGGAAACAAGUACGACGUUGAGCGCUCCGGUAGUUACCCUCGGAAGGGUUCGCCGAAAAGCAGAAGGCGAUCUUCAAGUCCCAACGAAGAAGUUCGACCACGGUUCAAGCCCCUAGAGAGAACUUGGAUGCCUGAUGCUCCCCCAGAGAAGGAUGAUAAUGAUUGCACAUUCACACUGAUGACCUACAACUGUUUGGCCCCGUCAUUGGCAAAUGCCCACUCGUGGCUUUACGGAUCGCAGCAAAAGCAAUAUGGGCAACAAGUUCUAAAGUGGACCGUUCGUGGACCAAAUAUUGUAAAGGAAAUUGCUGACAGAAACUGUGAUAUUGUGUGUCUACAGGAAGUGGAUGACCGAUACUUUGGGUCAUUCUUCGAGCCAGAACUUGCACGACACGGGUACAAGGGCACAUAUGUACGAUGUACUGGAACCAAAACAGACGGCGUAGCGAUCUUUGUGAAGGCCAAGAGGUUCUUUGUUGAGUGUUAUCAACAUAUCCAAUAUCAUCCAGCCAAAGAUAACGUAGCAAUCAUUAUGAUCCUUCGAGACCCAAACCUCGGACGGAAGAUAUGCGUGGCUACCACGCAUCUAUUGUGGUCACCAUCGCGCGGAGACGUCAAGCUUACUCAAUUUCUCAAAUUGACCCAAUACAUGAAGGAAAUGAUUGAGGACCAUGAGAAACAGUCCGGUGCCAAUGUCCCGCUGGUGCUCUGCGGAGACUUUAAUUUGAACCCGGGGAGCGUUCUUUACAAUUUUUUGGUUUCGGGUGUCAUGAAUAUGGCCGACGCCGAUCCUAAAAACAUGUCAGGACAAUUUGACAAGCAAAGUAGAAAAGGCAAAAAGCCACAACUAUUACCCCUGCUGCAAUCGAGCUUUCCUCGCCAGUCACAGCAGUCCUCCCUGAGCAUGGGGGUUACGACAAGUUGUGCGAGUGCCACUAUCACAGUGGAGAAGGGGCACAAAACAACAACGCAUCUGCAACAGUCCUUUUCCGUCUCAGAGGUUGUGAAAAUGGACCUGGACAUUGAUGCUGAUCUGGAUCUUCCAGAAUUCAUUGAGGAUCCGCCAGCUCAAUCCGUAACUCAAUCUUCUGCCCCGUGGAUAGGGACGGCUUGGGAGGCCUCUCCAGCGUUCCAGAGACGUCAGGACCGCGACACGGCAGGAGGAUUCGUGCGACAUCCAUUUGAGUUACUGUCGGUGUACUCACCAUAUGUGGAUCCCCAAACAAAACGGCCAUAUUUUACCUCAUGGCAUGAGAACGACAAGGAAGUCAUGGAUUACAUUUUCAUUGGUGGAUUGCGAGCUCAAGCUCGCUCCCACCCAGGAAACAUUAAAAAACCUUCGACAGUCCUUGAGUGUUUACGAUACCUUAAACCGCCGACUGAGAAAGAAACUACCGGAAAGCUGCCCACACCUCGAGUUCCAAGUGACCACGUCUCGCUAGUCGCUCAGUUUAGACUGAAAGUGCACGACGAUGAGGACGCUGGUGACUUGCUUCUGUCAGAUAGUGAAUAGUUGGCAUAUUGUUGGGUAGCUUCCUAGGACGCAAAUGAUGGUGUGUGGUAGUUGCCAUUCGGGUUGCUUCAUCUGUUACUAUAUUCCCUCGUUGCAUUCGUGCAGAAAUUAAAUCCUGUGUGCAUUGUACGACA
This is a messenger RNA of Spizellomyces punctatus DAOM BR117, 2029 nucleotides long. RefSeq lists its product as uncharacterized. Gene Ontology annotation, molecular function: 3'-5'-RNA exonuclease activity. Lineage: Eukaryota; Fungi; Chytridiomycota; Chytridiomycetes; Spizellomycetales; Spizellomycetaceae. The record is from RefSeq and is a predicted model, not a curated record. The transcript is spliced from 8 exons. Bases 84 to 1895 code for a protein of 603 amino acids.